Penicillium brevicompactum is the source of this 1446-nucleotide messenger RNA. Its product is annotated as TFIIH/NER complex subunit TFB2. The record is from RefSeq and is a predicted model, not a curated record. Bases 1 to 1446 code for a protein of 481 amino acids. Gene Ontology annotation, molecular function: double-stranded DNA binding; ATPase activator activity. Gene Ontology annotation, cellular component: transcription factor TFIIH core complex; transcription factor TFIIH holo complex. Lineage: Eukaryota; Fungi; Ascomycota; Eurotiomycetes; Eurotiales; Aspergillaceae. Gene Ontology annotation, biological process: nucleotide-excision repair. The transcript has 3 exons.
AUGGCGAGCGCGACAUCCCGUCCUCUCGAAUAUCUCGAGGGUCUCCCUGGGACAACCUUUUAUAAGCUAUACCAACAACCCUCUACGGCCCUUGCCAUCUUCCGGCGCAUGCUACCUGAUCUAGCAAAAUGCUUCGUCAUGGCUUUGCUUUACCUGAAGGACCCCCUGCCAACCGCAGAUCUAGAGGUCUGGGUCAGCUCGGAUAGCAAGAAGGAACGAGAUACUGCGAUAUCAAUAUUGGGCCGACUUCAUAUUCUCUCUACAACCCUGACCGGCGAAAAUGUCCGAGCUUAUAUGCUCACAAACCCGUUCGCGGCAUCACUUCGACAGGCUUUGAUGGGCGCCGAGGAAUCUCAGUCCUUCGGUGUAUUCUCCCAAGCCCCAGCGCACCUCCAGAUAUCGGUCGCCGACUUGGAUGAAUAUGCCAGACAGCAGUGGGAAGGUGUGAUGGGAUACAUGGUUGGAACAAGCGCUUUCAACAAUGGACAACGCGACACGGUGAACUUGAGCAAGGGCGUCAAGCAGCUUCUCCAGGCAGGGCACCUGGUUGAGGUUCGCGGAAACCGUGUUGAUAUCACAAAGGACGGAUUUGGAUUUGUGCUCCAAGAUGUCAACACUCAGGUUUGGCACAUCUUGAUCCUCUACGUUGAGAGCGCAGAAGCCAUUGGAAUGGACAGUGUCGAGGUCCUGUCUUUCUUGUUCCUUCUCAGCAGUCUUGAGCUCGGACAGUCCUAUGAAAAGAACCAUUUGACCCCCAAUCAACACCGCACUCUGACCGACCUGACGGACUUUGGCAUUGUCUACCAAAAUGACGCCGAUCCAACACGCUUUUAUCCCACCCGCCUUGCAACAACCCUCACGUCUGACUCCAGUGCACUGAGCAACCCAGUCACAGGAUCUCUCACCGGUCCCGUCGGCCAAUCAAGCGGCUCGGGCUCAGGAUUCAUCAUCAUCGAGACCAAUUACCGACUUUACGCAUACACAUCCUCACCUCUGCAAAUAUCACUGAUCUCCCUUUUCACGAAUUUGAAAUACCGCUUCCCCAAUCUGGUGACCGGAAAAAUCACACGACAGUCCGUUCGCAGGGCCAUCGAAAUGGGCAUCACGGCGGACCAAAUCAUCUCAUACCUCUUAUCGCAUGCCCACCCCCAACUGCGAAAACACAGUGCCGCCCAACCCAACAACAAGGGUGUCCCAGCAUCCAUUCUUCCGCCCACAGUGACAGACCAAAUCCGACUGUGGCAGCUAGAACGUGAUCGUCUGCGCGCCACGGCCGGGUUCCUGUUCAAAGAUUUCACGAGCUUGGCCGAAUAUCAAGGCCCUUGCCAGUAUGCCGCGGAGAUCGGUGUGUUGGUUUGGAAAUCCGACCGGAAGCGCAUGUUCUUCGUCACUCGGCAUGAACAGGUCGCUAUGUACCUGCGGAACCAAAAAGCGGGCGGCAAAUAA